AUGCAGUUGAGCAAGCGAGCUAAGUUCGCAGAGCCGGAUGCGCGGACCACCACUGUAGGCUCUUGUGUCCAGUUCAGAAUUAACUACGAGCAAAUCAAGCAGCUUCCCAUCGGCAAGGCUGUACUCUCCGACGUCAUCUCGGCCGGGGGACACCUCUGGAGGAUUGAAUUCUUCCUGCGUGGGGACAGGGAAGCGGACAAGGGCGAGUAUGUUUCUAUCUUCCUGGUGCACAUCAGCAAAUGCAGAAGCGUCAUGGCCAAGUUCGAGGUCUUCAUGAUGGGCAGGGAUGGCAAACCAUCUACAUCUGACAUACGAUGGAUAUGCGAAACCUUCGAAAUCAGUGAGGAUGACGACUCAUGGGGAUGGGAUGAGUUCAUGGAGCUUACUGAUGUGGAGAAAAAUUUCUUAACAGAGGGACACGUCACAUUGGCAUGCACUAUCAUGGUCAUGGAUGACAGUGCUAUCCCUCUCCCGCCUUCAGACAUCGGGACCCAUCUUGGCCGCCUGCUAGAUCAAACUGAAGGGACAGACGUGUCAUUCAUUGUUCACGACGAGAAAUUCCCUGCUCACCGAGCUGUGCUUGCUGCCCGCUCACCGGUCUUCAGAGCAGAGCUGUUUGGUCCCAUAGCCGAGGCUACAAUGUCAUCCAUCAAGUUGCAUGACAUCGCACCUUCAACAUUCAAAGCUAUGCUUCAGUUCAUAUACACGGAUGAUUUGCCUGCAGAAGACGAGCCCGGGGACUCUUCCAUUGAGAUGUUUCACAAUCUACUCGUUGCGGCUGAUCGGUAUGCACUUGACCGACUAAAAGUUAUUUGUGCCCAGAAGCUAUGGGAAAAAGUGUCGGUAAAUACAGUUGCAACUAUCUUAGCUUGCGCAGAAACCCAAAACUGUCAAGAGUUGAAGAACAAGUGCAUUGACUUCUUUGCGGUGGAGGAAAAUUUCAAGGAGGCCAUGUUCACCGAUGGUUAUGCAUUGUUAGUUCUGAAAUUCCCAUCAAUUACUGCUGAGCUCAAAACGAGGGUUAGGCCAUAG
This is a messenger RNA of Lolium rigidum, 1032 nucleotides long. Its product is annotated as BTB/POZ and MATH domain-containing protein 2-like. Gene Ontology annotation, molecular function: protein binding. Gene Ontology annotation, biological process: protein ubiquitination. NCBI's taxonomy places the organism in Eukaryota, Viridiplantae, Streptophyta, Magnoliopsida, Poales, Poaceae. The record is from RefSeq and is a predicted model, not a curated record. The transcript is spliced from 2 exons. The coding region runs from base 1 to 1032 and encodes 343 amino acids.